Messenger RNA from Sphaerodactylus townsendi, 3832 nucleotides. It is a transcript of the gene RGSL1, whose product is annotated as regulator of G protein signaling like 1. The transcript is spliced from 24 exons. The coding region runs from base 292 to 3537 and encodes 1081 amino acids. Lineage: Eukaryota; Metazoa; Chordata; Lepidosauria; Squamata; Sphaerodactylidae. The record is from RefSeq and is a predicted model, not a curated record.
CCCAGCAGAAAGGAAAGCGCAUUAAGGGGGAGGGGGGCUGCAAGCAGGCUCUCUCUGCACGCCUCCACCCCCCCACCCCCACUAAGGAAUUGCAACCCCCUUCUGCGCAGUUGCGCAACGGUCCAGGCCAUUUCGCACACUGAGUCAGGAUCUGUCAAACCAGGAACAAAAACCAUGGUUUAAGAGUUCAUUGCCCGCCAGCACUUAUAUAAUCUGCUCCAAGAUGAAGUGUUUGCUGACUUCUUCAACACUUUCUUGAAUCUUCCUGUGUUUGGUCAGACACCCCUUCUUAUGUUCAAGGCUCGUCAGUGGUAUCUUUGGCCAGAAUUACCAUGCAACCAUGUAUCAAAGCCCAAAGGAUUACUGACCUGGAUGGAGAAACAUCGGCUUCCUUACUUCUGCAAAACCAACCUGUGUCUUCACUACAUCCUCUGUGAACAACUCAUUGGUUUCAUCAGGUCCCCAGAGGCAGCGGACAUGCUGAGGUGGGAAAAGGCAGAUCAGUGGCUCCUGGAGAAGUGCAUCAGUGGUAGCAGAGGGAUGUGGCGUUUCCGUUCUUUCAUGCAAGGAAUGGCAGGGGAAGAACUGACCAAGUUCUGGCUAGCAGCGGAAAGAAUACUUGGUAUUGAUGAAAUGGAUGAAUCUCAGCAAGACCUCUACAUGUCACUGUUCCAGGUGUUGAUGGCCACUCACUUGCAGGAGGGUUCCAUUGUCGUCACUCUCUGUAACACAACCAUUGAAACCCUUUUGCCGACGUCUCCCUGUCACUCCAAGAUCGUCCAGACUCGAAGGGAAAUCCUGAGCGAGAUGCAGAAGGUGGCCCUGUUCAAGAUCGAAAGUUACUGGCUCCCAAAUUUCUACAUUCACUGCAAGCUGAGCAUGGAGCAAGAGCCAAAAUGCUCCCACCUGCUCAAGGAGUUCCGGGACAAGCAAAGAAGGCCCACACUUGCAAAGCUAUUACUGAUUCCUCAGCCGGCGAUGAGCAUCCGAGAAAGCAGUAUCGCCUCCCUGUCCUACUCCAGUUUGAAAAUCAAGAAGGACAUUUGGGAUCAUGUCAUGGGCAAAAGGCCUUUUAAACGUAAUAAAGGGAGCCGUGGGCACCGCAGGAAGUCCCCGUUGUCUAAAAGCAGCUCAAGAGACAAGAAGCACCCUUUUGAAAAGCAGUCACCCGGUACAAGCACAUCGCAAACGGAUAACGUCAACAGUCAAAACAAAGAGGGCGGUUCCAAUGAAUCUCCAAGCUCCAAAAACAGCCCGGCGGGGCCACACUCCUCUCCCGGGUUUGACGAAGUCAGCGAGAAGGCCACCGUCAAGAAACUCCGGGUGUCGACACCCGUGGUCCAGUUCCCUUCCAUGCUGGCUUUAAAAACCAUCGUGACGUCUCCCUUGCUCCUUGACUUCCUUCCUUGGGUGCUGAAUGCUGAUAAAUGCGCAGGGUGCCCUUUCCGGCAGUUCCUGCAUAGUCGGAAUUAUGCCGUCGAGGUGUAUCUCCUGGACCUCUGGCACGACCUGGAAGAUUUCCUGCGCAUGAUGAUGUGCUCCCUUGGGGAAGGCAACAUCCUCCUGCGUCACGUGAUGGGCGAGAGGAUCUGUGAGCUGUACCUGACCCAGAACAGCAACUGGCAACUUCCUUUGAAAUUAACGACUCUCCGGGGGUUGCAGAGGCUUCUGCCUUCGGGGAAUGUCAUACCCUGGGUGCUGAAGGCACAGAAGGAAAUCUGUAAGAUUCUGUACUUCCUCUAUGAAGAAUUCCUUGAGCAUGAUGACAAGAUGUUCUUGUUCUAUGUGCGUGGCAAGGAGAAGAGAAUGACCAAGGAAGAACCAGGUGGAAAAGGGGAGCAACUUCGGCUCAUCCGGAGGAUCAUCGAAUCCACGCACCUGAGCCAAGCAUUAGCUGGGAUGAGAGACUUCGACCUGCUGUCUGGAGAACACUGGAAGUUACUUGGCUGUCAAGACCUGGCAACGGGGGGCUCUAUUUUUAUGGAGUUGGAUCCUGUUGUUUACAGGAUAGAUUAUGUUGGCAUGAAAAUUGAUGAGCUGGCCAGAGUCAAUCCUAAAAUGGCUGUGGAAAUGCUGAGUAAGAACUUCAGGAAUUUCUGUGAUAAGUAUCCAUUAGCUGCUGGUGUGUUCACUCGGCCCACAAUCCCAAAAAGAAGCUUUCAGUGGACCAGGUCGAGUUUCUCCUUUAUGAGAAAGGGACCUCUCGUUAGAAAACCCCCAACAAAGCCCAAAGAGUUGACCGACAUUUAUCAGAACCCCGUACAUCUGGAUUACUUCAGACAUUUCCUCAAGCAGCACAAUGCCGAAACCCCACUGCUUUUCUGGAUGGGGGUGGAAGAUAUCCUUAAAGAAACCAAUCCCAAGAUUCAGCGUAUUAUGAUCAAUGAAGUCGUCAAGAAUUUCUUCUACCACAUUACUCCUCCAGAAAAGCUACUACAAUGCAAUGAAAAUAUCAUCCGAGAGGUACAGAAGUCCUCUUGUGUUACUCUCGACAUGCUGGUCUCAGCGCAGCACUGUGUCAUGAAGUGCCUUGGAGAACGAUGGUUUAAAUUGUACCAAGGUCUGUAUCCUGAGUCUGAGAGUAAAUUUACUCCGCACGUCACAAGAGGAAGACGAAGCUCAUUCAUGAAAGACAAACUCAGAAGGGCCUGGAACAUAUUUGGCUCACUUGUCAAGAGUAUAUGCAGGUUCCGGAAGGCAAUGAGUUAUCGAGCACAUCGAAAAGCCUUCGAAAAAUUUCUGCAUCGGGAACUCAAAAACACCAAGGAAAAUUUGUCUCCCCAGCCUACGUCUCAUCAGCCACGACAAAGCAUUGCAGGAAUGAGUGGCCGACUCACUGGAUCUUCUGCCAGCCCCACCACAGAAGAUGCUGAACUUCCACCAGUGAAACGCCGAAUAUUUCCUGGGCGCAUCAUCUUUGUUAAUUUCCUGGUCAAUGAUCUUUACUUUUACCUGGAGAUGGAGAGGUUUUUUCACAUGGCUGAUUCAGUCGUCAUGAUGGCUUCCAUUGGGUUGUUCACAGAGAAAGAUAUUGGCUUUCUGAGAUCUAAAGUGAAUACCAUCAACAAACUCUUCCUGAAUUCAGAUAUCCCACCUAAACUGAGGGUCAACCUUACCGAUGCACAGGCCAAUCAACUCCGCAAUUCCAUCUCGGAUGGUGUACUGAACAGGACGCUGUUCCAUAGUGCCAUGCUUGUUAUACUCCCAGUUUUAUUGCACUUCUGGAAGAAGUAUUGCCUUUGGAAGGUAAUGAGGGGGUUCAAAAGACCCAAGACUGAGGAAUCAGUGGUGGUUCCUUCACCAACUGCCCCUAAGGCCCCUCAAAGGAAGUUCAGUCAUUACAGUGGAGAGGACCAUCCAAUCAUCAGGUAUACUUUACUCAGAGGGAUCCAGCUGCUGUUACCGCAGCCGAAGUAUGAGAUUGAAAUCCCUGGAGAGAAGUCUUCAUCUGCAAGCCUCCCUGCGUCAAAACCGUCCGUUUCAGCCAUGUCAGUCUCCCAGUCCAAAAGGGGAUCGGUUCUGGAGAUGUUAAGAUGAUUGUGGUAGCCAGCCCCACUGUUUCUUGUCUGGAUUAUUCCAAACCUUUCUCACCAUGUGACAGGUCUUGGAGAACGUUCUUCUUUCUCAAGAGACUUUUACGUGGCUGCAUUUCCCGCAAGAAGUGCUUCUGUUCUUUCAUUUCUUUAAAGAUCCAGAGUUAGGCGACCGGCAUGUUUUGGGGACUGUCUGCUAAGGAAGGCUCAGCUUUAAGGCAGAAACAUCCCCUGUCCUGACCUGUACAGUUCCAAACAAACCAGCCCCUCCCCUAGUUAAUAAAAUAUUUGUUCUUCCA